AAUAGCAGCAGCUGACUAGAAAAAUGACCUCGAUUGUUUUGUUUUGGAAAAAUUAGAUUAAUGUUAUUGUUAUUAUUGUGAAUUGUGAAUAUUUGCGAUUUGUGAUCAGAAUUCAUUCGAUUUAUCGUGAUUGUAAACUGUUAAGCAGAACAAAAAUAAAGUUCCUUUUUUAUUGAAAUUUAAAGUGAUAUUACAUUUUAUUUUAUAGUAAAUUAGUAAAUGUUUAGUUAAUGAUGACGUGUGUUGUCUUUAGUAAUUAUUUUGUCAGUUAAAUACCGAGGAAAUACAUUAUAUAUAAACUAUACAGUAUUAUAGUAACUAAGUCAAACAAUAACCAAUGCUAUUGUUUUCAUUAAAACUUGUAUUUAAUUGGAGGCAACAAACAUAAUAUUUAUAAAAUAUUAUAACAUUACAUUGAAGACCAAUUACUAAAAAGAAAAUGUCUUUUCAAUCAUUAGACCUUCUUCUUCAACAAGCGGAUGUAUCAGAAAAUACAAAUUUUACAAAAAAAACAGACAAGAUUAAUUUACAAACACCAUUUGGUUUAAAUGAUUUAAUGUUUGAUGACAAUGAAUUAUAUUCUUGUGACCAAAACCUUUCAUCUUCAAUGGAACAACUGCAUCUUAACAGCCAAGUGACUGGUGAAUGCCAAAACAUAUCAGAUUAUAUAAGCAAACAUUUAUCAUUAUUAUCUACGGAUGAACCUAAACAUUCAGUUGUUGAAAAUGCAAAUAAUAUUGAACCAAAACUACCUCUUUCUGACAUAGAAAGUACAAGUUUCAUAAAUAAUAUAAAAUGUGAAGAUAAAACUACCCCUAAGCCACCUCUUAAAAAUAAAGGUGCCUAUAUUAAAAAAUACAAAAUAUUCCGUACUAAAUCAUUAGCAAAGGUUCGAAAAUCACCUUUAGAAAAACCAGAUUCAGGUUUAAGCUUAACAUUGGGACGAAAAUACCCAAAAUCAAGUUUAAACUUAAUGAAUAAUUAUCUCUGUAAUGUAUUAAUCGAAACGCGAAGCCGUGGGUUCAGAUUUAACACUCCUUCUCCGGACGAAUCAGUGUUAUCAUGGAUGGAUAUUGUUAGACAAAUGCCCAAUAAGUAACAUUUUUAAUGUUAAUAAGCUCUAAAAUAAAUAAUUUGUUAUUUUGAUACUGUUAAAUGUACUAUUUAACAAAUUGACUAUAGAUCAUUAAAAAAAGUGAAAACGAAAGAUGAAAUAUUAUUGAAAAUUGGAACGUCAUUAGUCAUUACAUCAAAUAUAAUUCAGUUCUUAUCUACAAUAUCUUAUAAAUGUAUAUAUACUUUUAUAAAUUAUAGACUACCAUUUUGGUUUGUUAGUUACUUACAUAAAUAUAUACCAAGUUUAAAUUACCAACCAACUUGAUGUUAAACUUAUUCAUUUUAAGAUAUUUAUAUUUUAACCACAAUAUAUUAUACUGUGAUUUUAACUAUACAAUUUGCAUUGGUAGUUUUAUAUUAAAUCAUACAUAAUUAUAAUAUAUAAAAAGGUAAGCUAAUCUAAAAUAGCUGGUUCAAUCUAUUAUCUAAACUUCCCUUGAAUCAUCAAAGUUGGUCGAUAAUUAUAAUUUAAUCAAUAAACAGUAUUUCUUGAGUUAUAUUUAAAUUAGGUACUUUGAGGUAGCAACAUUAUUAAAUGUCUCAACUUACUAGAGUUGUUAAGAAACAAUUAUGUAAUAACAAUAAUUAUAUUCACUAACUGAAGUCUAUGGCAUAGCUACGGCUCAAGAACUUUAGUCAGAAUUUUGACAGCUUCUCUAAGCUAGUCUGAUGUCUUACAGGUAGGUAUUCGUAUGUCUUAUACAAACUUUGUAGGAGUUUUAAACUUAUUAAUUUGUGUUUCUAUAAUUUGAAAUAGUAAUAAUUUAUGAAAGUAAGUUUGAAUAAUUUUUGUCAAUGUUAAGACUCUCUUAUCAAUAUAGAGGCUAAAGUUUCACUAAAUCGUGUUAAUAGGAUUUACAAUGCUCGUAGUAAAAUAAGCUAGUGAGCGAUGUCAAACACAACAUUAACUAUGCUCAACAAUAUUUUUGGAAAAAUAUCAAAAUGUAUAAAACAAUACAAUUAAUACAAUACUGUAAAUAUUAUUCUUAUUACCUUGGCACGUAGAAAAUAUUAUUGGUACUAUCAAUGUGUUCAAAAAAUAAUUUCCUAAUAGUGAAGCAAAAAAAAAAACUAUAUUGAAAUCAAAUUUUUAAUUGGGUGGAUGAGGGUGUCCCUUUUGGCUUAUUUUUGUCAUAAAAUAUAUGAUAAAGCAAUGAAUGUAUAACUUGGCCUCAGAAUACUCAACAAUUCACCCCCCCCCCUUUCAAAAAAGCUGAGCUCACCACUGAUACUCAUGUCUGUAUGCACGCAAACCACCCUUUUGUGGGUUGAUUCUUUUAUUUCUAUUAACAUUUUUAUUUAUGAACUAUAAUGUACUUCUCAUAUGUAUAAAUAUUUUUAUUGAUUAUUCGAAAUAUAA
Molecule: messenger RNA, 2476 nt
Organism: Myzus persicae (green peach aphid)
Lineage: Eukaryota; Metazoa; Arthropoda; Insecta; Hemiptera; Aphididae
Exons: 2
Coding region: 440-1099 (219 amino acids)
Source: RefSeq, a predicted model, not a curated record